CACCUCCUCAUGCUUUUGAUCUUCAUCAAGUUUGAAGAACAUGAAGAUCAACUUGUCUUUCCUACUACUUUUCUUCUUCUCCAUGCUACUCACUAGUACCACUAGAAGCCUUCGAGUCACUCAUCCUUUCAGUUUAGGAGAUCAAGAAGGCAGCCCUUUUGGAGACCAAGGAAAUCUCUCCCCUAAGGAAGAAGUUGGGAUGGAAUUAUACCCAACAGGGUCGAGCUUGCCGGACUGUUCCCAUGCGUGUGGGCCGUGCUUUCCAUGCAAGAGGGUGAUUGUGAGCUUCAAGUGCUCCACAGAGUCGUGCCCAAUUGUUUACAGAUGCACGUGUAAAGGAAAAUACUACCAUGUACCUUCAAAUUGAUUUAACCAUGCACAAAACCCACAUGCAUGCAAGGAAUUAUGCAAUGGAAUAUGAAAAUCUUUAUUGAAAUAUAUCGAUCAAGCUAGCUAGUGUUAACAUGAUUGUCAGAUUGUGGGUAUUUUAUGUAGUUUUUGCAGGCAUGUUGUGUAGUCUUUAUGUUCACAAAGAGGGAAUAUUGAGGUGAGAUAUUGCAGGGAAAAGUUUAUAAUAUAGGAGAAUGAGUUUUUGGUAA
Messenger RNA from Corylus avellana, 599 nucleotides. It is a transcript of the gene EPF2, whose product is annotated as Putative membrane lipoprotein. NCBI's taxonomy places the organism in Eukaryota, Viridiplantae, Streptophyta, Magnoliopsida, Fagales, Betulaceae. Gene Ontology annotation, biological process: stomatal complex development; guard cell differentiation. The record is from RefSeq and is a predicted model, not a curated record.